This is a messenger RNA of Lacerta agilis (Sand lizard), 4212 nucleotides long. RefSeq names its product BSD domain containing 1 (gene BSDC1). Lineage: Eukaryota; Metazoa; Chordata; Lepidosauria; Squamata; Lacertidae. The record is from RefSeq and is a predicted model, not a curated record. Gene Ontology annotation, cellular component: cytoplasm. Bases 51 to 1424 code for a protein of 457 amino acids. The transcript is spliced from 11 exons.
UUGUUUUGUACCGGUAGAGGCAGCCCUGGCGGUGGUUGCGAAGCCAGAAGAUGAGGUGUGGGUUUUUCAGGGGAACAGGUUGCGGAGGAGAAAGGGAAGAUGGAGGCUGGUGGAGGAGCUGGCUACAGCAAAGCCUUCAGACAGUCAAAGAUAAGUCCACAGAGGCCUUGGAGUUCAUGAAACGUGACCUGACCGAGUUCACGCAAGUGGUCCAGCAUGACACAGCCUGCACCAUUGCUGCCACUGCCAGUGUGGUCAAGGAGAAGCUGGCUACGGAAAGUUCCUCGGGUGCGACAGAGAAAGUGAGAAAAGGGCUCUCCAACUUCCUGGGCGUUAUCUCCGACACAUUUGCACCUUCACCAGAUAUGACCAUUGACUGUGACGUCAUAACCCUGAUGGCGACCCCUUCUGGAACAACAGAGUUAUACGACAGUGCCAAGGCUCGGUUGUACAGCCUUCAGUCUGACCCAGCCACCUAUUGCAAUGAACCUGAUGGACCCUCUCAGCUCUUUGAGGCCUGGCUAUUGCACUUCAACCUAGAGGAGAAGAAAGGGGAGAUCUCGGAGCUGCUGGUGAACAGCCCUUCCAUCCGCUCUCUCUACUCCAAGAUGGUGCCAGUGGCUGUGUCCCAUUCUGAAUUCUGGCAACGCUACUUCUACAAAGUCCAUCAGCUGGAGCAGGAGGAGGUCCGGAGAGAGGUUUUGAAGCAGCGAGCAGAACAAAGUGUUCACUCAGAGGAGCCAGGCUGGGAAGAGGAAGAAGAGGAAUUCCUUGGGUCAUCCUCCUCCCAAUCUUAUGCCUGCUCACAAUCUCCCCAAGAGGUGAAGCCAGCUUCCCCCACCUCUGCAGCAGUGCUCACUCCAACCUUGGAGGCAUCGGUGGAAAGCUGGGCUAUGCUGAGCACUGCCCCGGCAGAGGUGACUCCAUCUGAAAGCAGCGAAAGCAUCUCUUUGGUGACUCAGGUUGCAAACCCUGCUGCUGCUGCUGCUUCACCUGCUGUGCCCUUACAGACUGGAGCUCAGCUCUCUGGGGCAGGGGACAUCUCUCAGAGGCUGCAGGAAGCUACCGCAGAGGAGCAGACCUCAUUUGCAAAGCCAGCAGAGCCUGCACAUCCUUCCCCAGCUGCUCCAGAGGCGAAGCCGUCCCCAGAGCAGCCCAAGGAGCAAGCGGAGGCCAAGCCAGUGAGCAGGACAGAGACUCUGCGAGAAGACGGGCCAAUGGAUCUGCGACUCUUUGAACUCAACUCCGACAGUGGGAAAUCCACUCCCUCGAACAAUGGGAAGAAAGGCUCCAGCACAGAUAUUAGUGAGGACUGGGAAAAGGACUUUGACCUGGACAUGACUGAAGAAGAGGUGCAGUUGGCCCUCUCCAAGAUGGACGUCUCUGGGGAGAUAGAAGAUGAAGAAUGGGAAGACUGGGAAUAAUGUGGGGUCGUCACUUCCGUGGUGCAUCUUGGUAUCUUCCCCCACCCCCUUCCCCCCUCCGCACCAUCCAAUGUGAAUUAAACCACAGAGCAACCGGUUCCUUUUUCCUGUGUAAAUGUGUUCCGGGCUGCCUGCAUCUCAUCUCUGCUGAAAUCCUGUUGGGGACCUUGGACCAUAACCCACAUUUGGAUUCUGGUGGUGGCUGGUAUCAUGUGGGGCUGCCGAAGAGCCUCAGCAGAGGGAGUGGGGCACAGGGAUAGGUGUAUCUUCCCAGUAGGUCCUCUGGACUAUUGCUUCUCUCAGAGCUGUCUCGGUGUGGAUUUAUUUUCCUUUGGGGGGGGCACGGUUUGAGGUGGGUGUCAGUUGAUGGUGGUUUGGGGUGGGUGUGAGGUGAGUGACUGGGCUCUAGAAGAUAAUUAGGAUUAUUAUGCCUGUUCUUCACUAGGCUGGCCACUUCCUAGCUGUGCCUCCUUCUGUGUGUUUUCAUGAAACCCAAUAAGCUUUUAGAGAAGGAGAAGACAACCCCUCUAGCAUGGUGUCUGAUUGCUCUUACCCAUUUCCCUUAGCAUCUUGCACUGCCUGAUAGGAAGCCAGGACAUUGAAAAGCUGGGAGAAUCCUCCUCUCAUCCUUACCUAUCCCUCCUGAACUGCUCCUCUGCUUUUCUGGGACUUGAGGCACUUUUCAAAAAAUAAAAAUGAAAUCUUAAGCCGAAUCCUUGCUUAGCAGUGCGUGACACUAGCGGGAGCAUCUGCUGCACAAGCUCCCCUGAAUUGAACACAAGUGGAAGGAGAUGUUCCUGCUGGGUUGUGCUGCUGAGACCUUCUUUGAAAAGGGCUGGGUGUGAGUUUCUGUGAAGCUGCUGAAUGGCGCAAGUGCAGCUCCUCUGCUGGUGGCCUUGCUAUUAGGCAUCCAUGAGAAGCACUGACAGUCAGUGUUGAAGGACCAGCAUUUGCCAAAGCCUCGUGCCCCUCUUUCCCGCCCCCACUUGGGCUGAUGCAUUUGUCAAUCUCUGUCUAUGGCAGCCUUUGCCAACCUAGUGAAGGCUAGUAUGUAGCAAGCCUCUGGAAAAACCCCAUCCCCGGGGAGAGGUGUCUCGUGCUCCCCAACCUUGCCAAGAGCUACAACUGCCUACAAGGCUGUGUUCCUUCCUUGCCCGCAUCCCUCUGACCUUCUCUAGGCAUAUCUGUUUCCUUUUGGUGCGAUUCCCCCCUUCUCCUGAUAUGCUCCUUGCCACAACAUAGUUGAGUCGAAAACGUCUGUAACUACUUGAGCAUCUCUGACCUCAGAACUGAUUAGCUCUAUUCAUGCUUUUCUAAAAUGGGUCCAAAAUGGAAAUCGGCUUCUUCUCCAUUAGGAAGCUCUCCUGCACAAACUCCGUUGAAGCAAAUGGGAGUUGUGCUGAUGUUCAGCAUCUCCCUGAUUCAUACAGCUGUGACAGAAAAUGUGCUUAUGUUCCUCCCCAAUGAUGCAAUAUACCUGGGGGGGUUUUCUGACUCAGGCUGGUUUCAUACCAGAGCCCCUGUGGUUGAGCCUUCAGAAGCAUCUGAUACUUGUUUAAGCCAUCCAGAGGCAGCUCCCUUCCAGCCUUCUCACAGUGCUUCUGCUCAUUCAUUCAUCUUCUCAACAGUGCCUGGCUUCUUGAGAGUACCAGACAGGAAUAAGAAAGUUCCUGCUACUUAUUUCUCUUUCCUGCUCCAAUUGGAAGCCAAACACUGCCAAAAAGAGAGUAAGCAAGUGAGGACGCAGCAGUGCCGUGCGAGAGCUGGAAGGAGGCGCUCCAUGGGUCGCUUAGUAGCUGUCAGAAUUUAUAGCUGCUACAGUCACCUCUCCUAGAGGCUUCUGAUGGUGUGGAGACAUGUUUGCAGGCUCCUGUAAAUGAACCCCCAUUUGGGGGAAACUAGCAACAGAGUCGGCCCUAAAAGCAGAUUAAGGAGAGUGAAGCACCCAAGUUUCUUGGUUGCUUUGUGCACAGUAUUUCUUGUUGUGUUCGUCCGCAUGAGCUGUUGCUUCUGAAAUGGGGAUCAGUGGUGGAGCACAUACGUUCAUGCUGCAUCCCUGCCAUCUCCCUUUAGAAGGAUCAUUAGCAGCAGGAGGUGGGUUUGACUUUCUGCCCGAGUUGCUGGUAUAAGGCCAUUUCUAUUUCUAAUGAAUGUUCCCUGCAUUUGCAGGUACGAGCUCCACCACAGUCUUGAGGAGGCUGCUUUUGGAUGUGUCUUAAUCAUAUGAGGGUUUGGCUAAGCCACGGACACGGGUAGUUUAGAAAAUGACCUAUAUUCUAUGUCCCCUUGAAGACUGGAUCUCAUUGAGUUUAGCAGAGCAUAGGGGGUGCCAGGAAUCAGUGGUGUUACAUCUGUCUAGAGGAACCCAAAUCAAAGUGUCUGAGAAGGAUGAUGGUUGUCAAGGGACAUCUGUGGCUCUUGGAUCAGCUUGCUUUUUUAGAUGUGUCUGUGUGAUGAUUUGGCAAAGCAUGGUACUGUAGUAUAGAGCCAGAUUCUGUUUCAAGGAGGUAGCCUGCCAAGGGGACGAGGCUCAUUCCCAGUUGGGGUUGGGGAAAAGCAUUGAGGCUCUGAUUUCAUCAUAACUCUCCAUAGUUCAUUUUCUUCUCUCUUUUUUUUCUCUUGGUUGUGCAAUAUUCUCUCAUUUUUAAAUUAUACUGCAACUCCCUGGACUGUUUUCUAGCUGGGGUGAAGAAGUGACUCUAACAGCUGUUUAGUUUUGUAAUGAUGACUUUCUCCUGAACCUUUUACAGACUUGCCGUUAACAGCAAUUAAAAGAGUUCUACAGAAA